Molecule: messenger RNA, 450 nt
Organism: Penicillium nucicola
Lineage: Eukaryota; Fungi; Ascomycota; Eurotiomycetes; Eurotiales; Aspergillaceae
Exons: 2
Coding region: 1-450 (149 amino acids)
Source: RefSeq, a predicted model, not a curated record
AUGAAUCCAAUUCAGGUCAUCAUCUGCGGCAAGUCUGUACAUGUGGCAAUCGGCGUCAAAGAAGCUAUCAGGCCAACAUAUGAGGCGCUCCAUGUCAUAACCUCUGUGGCCGCUGGGAUAAGCGACAUUCCCCCUCUUCUGCAGGGACAAGCACCUCCCUCCAAGGAGCAGGCUAAUCUUGGAACCCAAGAAUACGGGAAAAAGGUUCAAGCGAUUAUAGCUGGUGGGGGAUACAAUGAUGCAGAGCUGCAAAGCCUUCGCGAUGCUUGCAAAGGAUACGGCAAUGUGCCGUGGCUACGUCACGACAUAAGCAAAGAAAUUGACCCAAGGCAGCCUAGGCCGAAGGUUGGAAUUGAAUACGGCGAGCAGAUUGGGAACAAAGUAGUGGAAUGUUUGGAUCGCUUGAGAAUCGAGGGCAAGAUGGGAGAAGACGGUGUAUAUUGGUUUUAG